AUGGACGAUGACUUCGUACUCACCAUCUCCGACGACGAAGCUGGUGUCCCAGAUUUAGACCAGGACGGCCCCGAAUCACCGCCACAUAGGGCAGGGAAGGACGUUAAUUCAAAAAAACGCAAACGGGACGGGGCUACUGAUGAAGCUGUAAACGGGGUAAACAAAAAGGGGAAGAGCAAGAAGCAGAAGAAGUCAGGGAAGGGCGACAGAGAUGCGCCGGUUGAAGACAGCGCAUCUGUGGAAGAUGAAGACCGCACCUGGGCUGCCGGGGGGGAGGAUGAUGGCGCAAUCGCCUCGGAUUUCGAGUUCCAGGUUGGAGAGGAUACUGGCGUGCUAGAGGACUUCGAUGGCUGGGGUUUGGGCAAAGCGAAGCAAGAUGAAGCGAGGAACGGGGACAAGAAGGGGGUGGAUAUCGACGAGAUCAUCGCAAGGCGGCGGAGAAAAGAAAACGGGGGUGGGCAAGACGACGGCGAUGCUGAUGGUCGGAAUGAAGACGCGGCAGACGUGGAGGAAGACGACGAGGGGGAGUUCGCAGGGUUCGAUGAUGACGAGCUGCUAGCUGAUGAUGCGUUCGGCAUGGGUGCAGUGGACGAGGCCGAAGACGAGGAAGAGUCAGUAGAGGCCGGUUCCGAGGCAGGAUCGGCAGAAGAAGAUCAAGAAGAUAGUGAGUCGGACGACGAGUCGGUAGCUGCGCCAGUGCCGCACCCAGACGAUCUGGCAUCAGAGACUUCAUCGGACGACGACAGGGAAGACCCAGCGGAAGUCGAGCGGCGCGCCGCAUUCUUCGCGCCAGAAGAGAAUCUCGAUGGCGAAAAGCCGCCCUCGGCCAAGACAUCGGGAUCAUUUCUCAACAUGUCACUGUCUAAGCCAAUCCUACGAGGCCUUACAGCUGUCGGAUUCAACGAGCCUACACCUAUCCAGGUCAAGACUAUACCCAUCGCACAAGCAGGCAAAGACGUAGUCGGCGGUGCUGUGACCGGCUCAGGCAAGACGGCAGCCUUCCUCAUCCCAAUCCUAGAGCGUCUUCUCCACUUCCCCCGUAAAAUACCUACAACCCGCGUCGCGAUCCUCAUGCCCACGCGUGAACUAGCAGUCCAAUGCUUCAACGUCGCCAAGAAGCUCGCCAGCUUCACCGACAUCACCUUCGCGCAGAUCGUCGGCGGAUUCAGUCUGCGAGAACAAGAGCAAGUCCUCAAGAAGCGGCCUGACGUUGUGAUCGCGACCCCUGGCCGCUUCAUCGACCACAUGCGCAACUCUCCCAGCUUCACUAUCGACACGAUUGAGAUCCUCGUCCUCGACGAAGCCGACCGCAUGCUCGAAGACGGCUUCGCAGACGAACUAAACGAAAUUCUUUCCACCAUCCCCAAGUCCCGCCAAACAAUGCUCUUCUCCGCCACCAUGACCUCCUCCGUCGACAAGCUCAUCCGUGUCGGCCUCAACAGGCCUGUUCGCCUCCUCGUCGACGCAAAACGCCAAACCGUCUCCGGCCUCGUGCAGGAGUUCGUCCGCCUCCGCCCCGGCAAGGAAGACAAGCGCCUCGCCUACCUCCUGCACCUCUGCACGUCUAUCUACACCUCCCGCGUCAUCAUCUUCUUCCGCCAGAAGCGCGAGGCCCACCGCGUGCGCGUCAUCUUCGGGCUGUGCGGCCUCAAAGCCGCGGAGCUGCACGGCAGCAUGACGCAGGAGCAGCGUAUCGCGAGCGUCGAGGCGUUCCGCAGUGGCAGUGUGGCCUACCUGCUGGCUACGGAUUUGGCGUCACGUGGCCUUGAUAUCAAGGGCGUCGAGACUGUGCUGAACUAUGAGGCGCCGCAGAGCCAUGAGAUCUACCUGCAUCGUGUGGGCCGUACGGCGCGUGCGGGCCGCGAGGGCCGCGCUUGCACCAUUGCUGCGGAGCCGGAUAGGAAGGUCGUCAAGGCGGCGGUGAGGGCUGCGAGGUCGCAGGGCGCGAAGAUCGUGAGUCGGAGUGUGGCGCCUGAGGAUGCGGAUGCGUGGGCGGAGAAGUUGAAGGGGCUUGAGAAUGAGGUGGAGGAGGUGCUCAAAGAGGAGAAGGAGGAGAGAGUGCUGAAUCAGGUUGAGCGAGAAGUUAAGAGGGGGGAGAAUCUGGUGAUGCAUGAGAGUGAGAUUAUGAGCAGGCCGAAGCGCACGUGGUUUGAGAGUGAGAAGGAGAAGAAAAGGGCGAAGGAUGCGGGGAAGAGGGAAUUGAAUGGGCCGGAUGGGGUGCCGGGCUUGAAGAAGGAGAAAAAGAAGCUUAGUAACAAGGAGAAAAAGAAGAUGGAUGUGAGGGAUGAGAGGGGCGAAGGAAAGGUGUGGAAGAAGGGAGCAGCGGACAGGGGAAAGGGCAAGGUUAAGGAGAAAGCCAAGGGGAAAGCGGCUGCGAAGGGCAAGCCUGGGGCCGGCAAGAAGUCUAGCGGGAGGAGAUAG
This is a messenger RNA of Coniosporium apollinis CBS 100218, 2421 nucleotides long. RefSeq lists its product as uncharacterized. The transcript has a single exon. The record is from RefSeq and is a predicted model, not a curated record. Gene Ontology annotation, molecular function: nucleic acid binding; RNA helicase activity; ATP binding. Lineage: Eukaryota; Fungi; Ascomycota; Dothideomycetes. Bases 1 to 2421 code for a protein of 806 amino acids.